Molecule: messenger RNA, 3830 nt
Organism: Cygnus olor (mute swan)
Lineage: Eukaryota; Metazoa; Chordata; Aves; Anseriformes; Anatidae
Gene: UBXN2A
Product: UBX domain protein 2A
Exons: 7
Coding region: 1604-2548 (314 amino acids)
Biological process (GO): autophagosome assembly; membrane fusion; proteasome-mediated ubiquitin-dependent protein catabolic process
Cellular component (GO): cytosol; nucleus
Molecular function (GO): ubiquitin binding
Source: RefSeq, a predicted model, not a curated record
AGAUAGGGUGCUCUCUGCCCUGAGCAGCUUUUUGGUUGGGAAGUUUAGUUUCUGUAAAAGUUAGUCAGCAAGCUUUCCUUGGGUGUAUGUGCCGCCUUUCAUCGGGGGACGACGGGGCUGUACGUGCUUGCUUUCAUGCUUCUGCCCUUCACAGCACAGCGGCGACGUCAGGUCAUUUUUCUUGCGUUGCAGUUCCUGGUUGUAUGAAGUCGAAAAUAGUGGACUCAGAAAUAUCUGCCAAGAUGAGUGCAAAGUUCCAAGUGCAGCGAUCAGAUACGCUUACGAGGUCAUGAUGUACCAGCAUAGGCUUGCCUGAGUAUAAUUUUCUGGCAGAAUACUUUUUAAAAAAACAAAACCAAGACUGUACCACAUCUUGUGUGACAUGUCAAAGGUAUGCUAAGCAUAGUGUUUUGAUCUAAUGCAUAGCAGAGCCAGUUAAACUGAAGGCUGCCUAAACUUUAAAACCUGUUGUAGUCAUAGAGACUAAAUCUUUGUGGUUAUGUUUUUUUUGAAGGUUUAUAUACAUUUCUGCAGAAAGUGUAGAAACAAGGGUUUAACUUUUGAGAUGAAAGAAUACUGAUACCAGCAUUCUGAGGAACAUGAACUAGUACUGAACUGAAUGCUUACACUUUUUUUAGCAUUACAGUGAAUGCUGUUUCCCCCUUUUACGUCAUCCAUUAAGUUAGAUGGCAGGACCAUUUUAAAACUUAAAAUUUUAGUCUUGCUGUGCUUAAUUUUUUUUUCCAGGAGUGCAUUGGCUGUCCCUGCUUAGUUUGAGGCUAAUAUCCAUGUACGCUACGUUAACUUAGUCCCAAAUCUGCCAGAGCAGAGUAUCAUCUGUAUAACCUGUGCCCAGCAAUAUUCAGGAAUAACUCUUUAAACAGCUGCAAUUUAAAAUUUCUGUUCUUCAGGGGACAUGUUUAAUUUUAGGGUGUUUUUUGUGUGUCUAGCUUUUUGUGACUUUAACUUUUUUUUUGGAGAGCUCAGAAGUGAGUAUAACAAGAUAGGUAUGGCAUUCUUCGUUUCUUUUGAGUCAGCAAACUAAUCCUGUAGUACAUUUAGUACGUGUAAAUACAAGAUCUUCUCAUCUACAGUUCAUCUGGAAAAUGGUAAUUCACAGCAUGCAGUUUCUUGAAUGCUGCACCAGUAAGUUGAGGUGCAGUAGGAAGAGAGAAAGUGAACCUGACAAAUCUUGCUCUUCUGGGUGAUGCACAGCAGUGAAGUGAAGGUCAUUGGAAUGCCUGCAGUGGCAGUGCAGUUUGUCUGCAGCUGUCUCACAGUGUUGCCAGAAAUCAGGGGAUUUUAAAUCCUGUCGAUCGGAGAAGGAAUGUGAUCUUUUUCCUCACCUAGCAUGAACAUGGAUAUGUAUUUGCAAUUCACGUGAUUAUUGCGGAAUUUAUUUUGUACUUUAUGAGAAAGUAGUAUUUCUUUUGAAUGCCUGAAAGUGAUGCUUGGUUCAUUGUAAUCAAAUUGAAAACUGGGGGAAAACAAAGAACCAUCUGGAGACCUGGGGGCUGGGGUGGGGAGGUUCUGCUUUCUGGUAAAUUUACCGUCAACACAGGCAAAACUAUAAAGUGUAUUUCAGUUUCAGAAGUAGGCAAGAAUGCCAGGCAUUUUGUCCAUUUUGUGUGUUUUUUUAAAACAUCUCUUUGUAUUUAGGAGAAGCACCAGAAUGAAAGACAUGGACAAUAUCAAAACUGUGAAGGAAGAAUGGAUGUGUAAGUCAAGAACUGAUGAUCAGAUUUUGAAUGGUACAGAACAAAGCCGAGACUAUUUUGUAGAUAACCUUUUUGAAGAAGCUCAGAAGAUUGGUGCAAUAUGUAUGUCCCCAACUACAGUCAAGAACCAGGUUGAUGUAAUCAUUAAACUUUGGAAAAACGGGUUUACAGUAAACGACGGUGAACUUAGGAGCUACGCUGACGUUGCAAGCCAACAGUUCUUGGACUCCAUUAAAAAAGGGGAACUGCCUUUUGAGCUACAAAAAGUUUUUGAAAAGGAGGAGGUUGAUGUGAAAGUGGAAGAUAAAAAAGAUGAGGUGUAUUUGUCAUCAAAAAAGCCAGUGUUUCAUCCCUUCUCUGGACAUGGUUACAGAUUAGGAAGUGCUACUCCAAGGAUAAUCUCUAAAGUAAGAGAGGAUCAUCAAGCAGCUGGUGACAAAAGACCCCUUCCUGUAGUACCCUUAAAUGAUUUGGAGCCAAUCACCAACAUCCAGAUCUGGUUAGCUGAUGGGGAAAGGAUAAUUCAGAAAUUCAACGUUUCACACAGAAUAAGCCAUGUCAGAGACUUCAUAACAAAGUAUCAAGGAUCAGAGGGAAGGGUUCCCUUCACACUGACUACUUCGCUGCCCUUUAGAGAGCUGCAAGAUGAGACGCUCACACUACAGGAAGCAAAGCUGCAAAAUGCUGUUGUUGUUCAGAGACUUCGGAAAACAACUGAACCGUUCAGGCUCCUGAAAGCACCUGACAAUGACUGUAAAACUGCUGCUACGUCUAAUGGACAGCUCAAGAACGAGCAAAAAAACACUAUCAAAAGCACAAGAUCAAAUUAGCUUAUAACUGGCCAAAAACUUUGCACAGGCAGAACUAGACAAAACCAAAAAUGUAGUCAGCAAUAUCUGGAUGCACUAUCAUCCUUCCAUAGUGUGCUCUUAGAGAGCAGAAUGCGUAUUGUGCUAUAAUCUGCUGUAAUGGAAGUAUUUUCAACUAAGUUUGGUCGAAGCCUGGCUAUAUAAUGUAGCAGAGGUAACUACAACAGGGAUUGUCCUUAGAAUUUCUCUAGGUAGAAAGCUUUGCUCGCCUGUUCUUUAAUGAGUAUACGUAGGUGGAACGGUACUCUGAGACUUAAUUACUAAUGAUAGCACCUUUUAAGGAAAAACAUUAUUUUUGCACUUUGGACUAAAGAGAGACUGAACUGAGUGAUUUUAAUUGUGUAAACUGCUCCAGUUCUUUUUAGUAACAUUUAGGCAACAGAUGCUGCAGGGAAGCUCACCUUUGAACUCCUAUGGAAUUUGAAAAUCUUUCAAUAUAGGUAUCUUUAGUAUUUUAUCACAAGAUCAUGAAUGUUCUAUGAAGUCUUCACAUGGUGAGUGCAGGUGUAAGAAGAUAGAAAUGAGGUAGUCUGGUGCAUAUUGCAUAUGAAGUGCCUCAAAGCAAGCUCUGAAGGAAUCAUCAUAGAAUCACAGAACUGUUAUUAUUAAUGGUCGAAGUGGUUUCUGCCUCUAAUGUUCUCCUACGGGUUCGGAUUUCUUACAGAUAAUGUGAUGGUAAACUACCUAGCUCACUAGGAUAGAGAUUCACUUUUAGCCUUGUCACAGAGAAACUUCUUUUUUUCUGGAGUUUACCACACAGCUUUAGUGGCUUAGAAGGACACAAUUGUCUUUGUACUACAUAUCUGCCUCUGUCCUGAAUCGGCCUUCUGAUUGAGGCAUUAACUGCACGUGGCCAAAUUUCAAAGAUAUUUAAAACCCAUAUAUGAAAACUGAGGUUUCUUCUCCUAUCCUUCCGCCCCCUUUCCAUCCAAAUUUUGUAUUUUGUCCUUCGUGUAUUUUUGACAUAAGAUUUGUACCCAACAAUUCUGUGUUUUUUCUAAAGGAGAAAUCAACAUAAGGACUAAAUAUUUUGUACUGUGUGUGUUAAGUAGCACAUGGGUUUGUGGGUGGAACUAGAGUCCCUAGGUAAAGACUUACCGUGGGGCCUUCAAUAAGUGCUGACUGGUUUGUGCUGCCUACACAAAUAGAUGAUUGUCACAGCUGUAAUUCUUUUGCACGGUUAAAUGAAAGAUAAGUUUGGAUUUUACCAUUUUUGUUUUAAAUAGAAAAUUAUUUAAUCGGA